AUGUCUUCAGAAAACACAGCACUACUAGAACAGGAGUCGUCGCCGCAGCAGCAGCCUGCACAGUCGAUGCUCAAGUCGGGCUACGAGGCGUGUGCGACGACGCUGCGGUCGUCGCCAGUCAACUGGUUGCUGCUCUUUGUGCCGCUUGGAAUCGUGGCAGAGAAAGUGGGCAUGGGUGCGGUGACGGUCUUCACAACGAACUUCAUGGCGAUCAUCCCGUUGGCGUCGUUGCUAGCCUUUGCCACGGAGGAGCUCGGCGAGUCCAUCCACAACGACUCCAUCGCAGGCUUGUUGAAUGCCACGUUCGGAAACGCGGUGGAGGUGAUUGUCUCCGUGAUCGCCUUGCGCCAGAACCAGGUGACCGUCGUGCAGGCCUCGAUGCUCGGCUCCAUCUUGUCCAACCUUCUCUUGGUGUUGGGGUCGUGCUUCAUCGUCGGAGGCCUGCGCUACAAGGAGCAGUUCUUCAACCAGACGGCGGCGCAGACCAUGGGCUCGUUGCUCGCGGUCUCGGUCAUGGCCCUCUUGUUGCCCGCCGCGUUCUACCUCUCGUUGCCCAAGGAUACGAGCCACUUGGCGGACAAGAUCUUGAACUUCUCCAGGGGCACUUCCUUCGUCUUGUUGACCGUCUACGUCUUUUACAUGGUCUUCCAGUUGAAGACACACGCUUUCCUUUUCACGGAAGACGCCGACGCCAGCGCCGAAAACGUCAUCCAGGACCUUGAGGCCCAGCCAGCCAAUCCAGCCCAGGCCCUUGAAUCCGCUGAGCCAGCAUCAUACUACGGCCAAGAAAACACCGCACCGGAGUCCGCUUCUUCCCACUCUCGUAGCAACUCCUUCCUGAUCAACAGACCAAAGUCCAUAUACGACCUGGGCUCGUCUCCGGAACAGCACCUUUCUGCUAUCUCCGCCAUAGCCGUCCUCCUCCUUUCCACCGUCAUGGUCUCCAUCAGUGCAGACUACUUGGUCGGAACCAUCGACGAGAUUGUGCAGACUUCUGGGUUGUCGAAGACAUUCAUCGGUUUGAUCAUCAUCCCCAUCGUCGGUAACGCGGCAGAACACGUCACGGCAAUCUACGUCGCAUACCACAACAAAAUGGACUUGGCCAUCGGAGUCGCCAUUGGCUCUUCCUUGCAAAUCGCCAUCUUUGUCACUCCGUUCUUAGUCCUGGUCGGCUGGAUCAUGGACGUGCCAAUGAGUUUGUAUUUCAGCAUGUAUGAGACAGCCGUCAUCUUUGUCUCUGUCUUCAUCACCAACUCCUUGAUUUUAGACGGCAGCUCCAACUGGUUGGAAGGUGUCAUGUUGGUUGCAACCUACUUUAUCAUCGGAAUAUCGUUUUUCUUGUUCCCAGAUACCUUGGGAGAAUUGGGCCUUCCACUCACACCGGUCGAGUUCAAGAGAGACUCGAACAAGGAGGUUUUGUUCAGCAUCGGUGAGUCCAUCCGUGAUGAAGACAUAUAUAUCAUCAUGCAGAUCGGAGCAGGACCGGUGAACGAUAAGGUUUUCGAGCUGUUGAUUAUGCUUAAUGCAUGCAGGGCUGCUUCGGCAAGAAGAAUCACAGCUGUUCUUCCGAACUUCCCAUAUGCCAGACAAGACAGAAAGGACAAGUCCCGUGCCCCAAUAACAGCCAAGUUGAUGGCCGACAUGCUCACCACCGCGGGUUGCGACCAUGUGAUCACGAUGGAUCUACAUGCAGCACAGAUCCAAGGUUUCUUCGACUCCCCAGUCGACAACCUUUAUGCAGAACCAAGUGUGGUCAGGUACAUCAAAGAGAAGAUAGAUAUGAAAAACGCCAUCAUCAUAUCACCAGACGCUGGUGGAGCCAAGAGAGCCGCCGGUUUGGCAGACAAGUUAGACUUGAACUUUGCCUUGAUUCACAAGGAGCGUGCCCGUGCCAACGAGGUGAGCAGAAUGGUCUUGGUGGGUGACGUUACCGAUAAGAUCUGCAUCAUUGUUGACGAUAUGGCUGACACCUGUGGUACCUUGGCGAAGGCCGCUGACGUUUUAUUGGACAACGGUGCCAAGUCUGUCAUUGCAAUCGUCACUCAUGGAAUUUUGAGUGGUAAGGCAAUUCAAAACAUUAACAACUCCAGAUUGGAAAAAGUCGUGUGUACGAAUACAGUUCCUUUCGAAUCAAAGUUGUCACAAUGUCCAAAAUUAGAUUCACUCGACAUCUCCGGUGUGUUGGCAGAAGCAAUCAGAAGAUUGCACAAUGGUGAAUCCAUCUCUUUCUUGUUCACAAACGCCCCAUACUGA
Pichia membranifaciens NRRL Y-2026 is the source of this 2253-nucleotide messenger RNA. RefSeq lists its product as hypothetical. Gene Ontology annotation, molecular function: ribose phosphate diphosphokinase activity; magnesium ion binding. Gene Ontology annotation, biological process: regulation of cell size; transmembrane transport; 5-phosphoribose 1-diphosphate biosynthetic process. The record is from RefSeq and is a predicted model, not a curated record. The transcript is spliced from 2 exons. The coding region runs from base 1 to 2253 and encodes 750 amino acids. Lineage: Eukaryota; Fungi; Ascomycota; Pichiomycetes; Pichiales; Pichiaceae. Gene Ontology annotation, cellular component: ribose phosphate diphosphokinase complex; membrane; cytoplasm.